UAUCUCCUUUCGGCUCGCAUUUCACCUUGCCUGCGGCGCCCCGCUUAGCCAAACCUUGGCGCCCUGCCUCUGCUUUCGCUUCCCCUCAGCUCAGUUUUUCGCUGCUGCAGAAGCAGCGUCGGCGGCUACAAUCUACGGCUGCAGCGUCGUGCAGGCUGUGGGAGGAGAAGGAGAGCGCCAAAGAGAGGUUUUACCGGGCCUGCGCCCCAGCCUGGACUGUCCUUGCGCCUCAAGGCGCGUUUCUUCCUGCAAGCCCUUCGGGCGUCAGGCGGAACUCUCGGUUGCCCAAUCCAGUUCCUCCCUCCGCAGUUUUGAACCUCUUCCCUUCUAUAGUUCUGUCCUUUCCUUCUCUCGGAAGCCCGCCCGCCCGCCCAGGCCCAGCUCCCUUUCUGUGGCAACACCCGAGCCGCCUUUGCCCGCUGCGGCGUCCCAGGGGAUCCCUUCAGUCUUUCUGAAGUUAGUUUCUGCUACUGUCUGCAAGAGUGGAAAAGUCUGGGCAGUGAAGAUGAGCCAUCAUGUUAAGCAUACUCGGGUACUUCUUCUCAACGACAUGGAGAAGCUGGACAAAACCCUGUUCCGGCUCGAACAAGGUUAUGAGCUACAGUUCCGUUUGGGCCCUACUUUGCAAGGCAAGCAUGUUACAGUGUAUACUAACUAUCCAGCUGCUGGAGAAUUGUUUGAUCGUCACAAGUUCAGAUGCUUAACUUGGCACAACCCAACAGGAAAAGAAGAUGAUUCUGACAAAUAUUGUAAAUUAGAACUCCAGAUUUCUGGAUCAUAUCAAUAUUACUUCACUCAUGAGAAUCAGAAAGGUGGUGGAGGUUAUCUAGUUGUGGAUCCUAUUUUACGGGUUGGUGCUGACAAUCAUAUCUUGCCCUUGGAUUGUCUUACACUGCAGACAUUCCUAGCCAAGUGUCUGGGACCAUUUGAUGAAUGGGAAGAUCGUCUUAAAGUUGCAAAAGAAUCUGGUUAUAACAUGAUUCACCUAACCCCAGUGCAGAAACUCGGUCUGUCUAGAUCAUGUUACUCAUUGGCUGAUCAGCUGGAAGUUAAUCCUGACUUUUCAUCCUCCAGCAAAAAAUGUUCUUGGAAUGAAAUGGGAAAACUGGUGGAAAAAAUGAAAAAUGAAUGGAAUAUGCUUUGCAUUACAGAUGUAGUCUAUAAUCACACUGCUGCAAACAGUGAAUGGCUGACUCAGCAUCCCGAGUGUGCAUACAAUCUUAUAAACUCCCCUCACUUGAAACCAGCCUGGCUUUUGGACCGAGCUCUUUGGCAUUUCACCUGUAAAGUGUCUGAGGGCAAAUACAUUGAAAAAGGACUGCCACCACUUAUCGAAAAUGACCAACAUUUGAAUUGUAUCCGUAAAAUCAUUUGGGAGGAUAUUUUUCCCAAGGUAAAAUUAUGGCAAUUCUUCCAAGUUGAUGUUGAAAAAGCAGUGCAGCAAUUUAAAACUCUUUUAACGAAAGGUAGCUCAAAGGUUAAAACUGAUCCCAGUCUAAAUCUUGCAAUCAUUCAAGAUCCUGAAUUUAAAAGACUUGGCUGUACUGUAGAUAUGAACCUAGCACUGAAUACCUUCAUACCACAUAGCAAUGGACCAGCUGCAAUAGAAGAGUGUUGCAACUGGUUCCGCAAAAGAGUUGAAGAACUAAAUGAUGAAAAGUUCCGACAAACAAAUUACCAUCAGGAGCAGGCUAUCAGCUGUGUUUUGGCAACAGUGAGCUACGAACGUCUGGCUGGUCAAGGUCCUAAGCUUGGUGCUAUAACUAGAAAAGAUCCAUUGGUUACAGGGUACUUUACUUACCCAUUUAAAGAACUAACCCUGGACGAAGAGGAAGCUAUGAUGCAUCAGCCUAGCAAAGCAAAUUAUUUUAUGGCCCAUAAUGGUUGGGUGAUGGGAGAUGAUCCUCUGAGAAAUUUUGCUGAACCAGGCUCAAAUGUCUACCUUAGAAGAGAACUUAUUUGCUGGGGUGAUAGCGUCAAGCUGCGUUAUGGGAAUAAACCAGAAGACUGCCCAUAUCUUUGGGCUCACAUGAAAAAAUAUACUGAAAUUACUGCCAAAUAUUUCCAUGGAGUACGUCUUGACAAUUGCCAUUCUACUCCUCUUCAAGUGGCUGAGUAUAUGAUGGACACAGCUAGAAAAUUACGCUCCAACUUGUAUAUAGUGGCUGAACUGUUCACUGGAAGUGAAGAGCUGGACAAUAUCUUUGUGAAUAAAUUGGGCAUUAGUUCUUUAAUAAGAGAAGCAAUGAGUGCCUACAAUAGCCAUGAGGAGGGUAGGUUAGUCUACCGCUUUGGUGGAGAACCUGUUGGAUCUUUCGUCCAGCCUCGUUUGAGGCCUUUAACACCUGCUAUUGCACAUGCACUCUUCAUGGACAUAACACAUGAUAAUGAAUGUCCAAUUGAGCAUCGAUCUGCUUAUGAUGCCCUUCCCAGCUCAACGAUCGUUUCCAUGGCUUGCUGUGCUACAGGAAGCACUAGAGGGUACGAUGAACUAGUGCCACAUCAGAUAUCCGUGGUCUCUGAAGAAAGAUUUUAUGCAAAGUGGAAUCCAGCAGCAAUACAGUUAAAACCUGGUGAAGUUAAUUUCAAGACUGGAAUUAUAGCAGGAAGGCUAGCUAUCAACAGAUUACACCAAGAACUGGGAGCUAAAGGAUUUAAUCAGGUAUUUGUAGACCAAGUUGAUGAAGAUAUUGUGGCUGUGACCAGACAUUGCCCUAAUACACAUCAGUCUGUUGUGGCUGUUUCUCGAACAGCUUUCAGAAACCCCAAGACUUCCGUCUAUAGUCAAGAAGUUCCUCAAAUGUGUAUUCCAGGCAAAAUUGAAGAAGUAGUUCUUGAAGCUAGGACUGUUGAGAGAAAUGCAGAUCCUUAUAAAAAGGAUGAUCAUACAAUCAAUGGGUUGCCUGACUAUACAGUUGAGCUCAGAGAACACAUACAGCUCACGGAAAGUAAAAUAAUAAAGCAAGCUUCAGUUGCCACAAAAGGUCCUAAUGAAUUUGUUCAGGAAAUAGAAUUUGAAAAGCUUACACCAGGGAGCGUGAUCAUAUUUAGAGUUAGCCUUGAUCCGAAGGCACAAGAUGCUGUAGGAGUACUUCGUAAUCAUCUAAUCCAGUUCAGUCCUCACUUUAAAUCUGGAAGUCUGCCUGAUGAUGGUUCAGAAGCUAUACUGAAAACCCCUUUUUCAAUUAUUGCAUCAAAAUUAAAAUUAGCAGACCUAAAUCAGAUACUGUAUCGUUGUGAUGCAGAAGAACAAGAAGAUGGUGGAGGAUGUUAUGACAUACCAAACUGGACACCUCUUAAAUAUGCAGGCCUUCAAGGAAUAAUGUCAGUGAUGGCAGAAAUACGACCAAAUAAUGACUUGGGCCAUCCUUUCUGUGGUAAUUUGAGAGCUGGAGAUUGGAUGAUUGAUUAUGUGAGCAAUCGCUUAAUUUCCCGUGCUGGAGCUUGCUCUGAUGUUGGGAAGUGGCUGAAAGCAAUGUUUAUCUACUUGAAGCGGGUCCCUCGUUAUCUCAUUCCAUGUUAUUUUGAUGCCAUAUUAGUGGGUGCAUAUACUACACUUCUUGACUUGGUGUGGAAACAGAUGUCCAGCUUUGUCCAGAAUGGUUCAACGUUUGUUAAACAUCUUUCCUUGGGCUCAGUCCAGAUGUGUGGAAUAGGAAAAUAUCCAUCUUUGCCACCUCUGUCUCCUGCCUUAAAGGAUGUCCCUUAUAGGCUGAAUGAGAUUAUGGGAGAAAAAGAACAAUGCUGUGUUUCUUUAGCAGCUGGUUUACCUCAUUUUUCAUCUGGCAUUUUCCGUUGCUGGGGAAGAGAUACCUUUAUUGCACUGAGAGGGCUGAUGUUAGUUACUGGACGCUACUUGGAAGCAAGGAACAUAAUAUUAGCAUUUGCUGGAACCUUAAGGCAUGGUCUAAUUCCUAAUCUGCUUGGCCAAGGUACUCAUGCCAGGUACAAUUGUCGUGAUGCUGUAUGGUGGUGGCUUCAGUGUAUACAAGAUUAUUGUAAAACCGUUCCAAAUGGCAUAGACAUUCUCAACUGUCUGAUAUCUAGAAUGUAUCCUACUGAUGAUUCUCUACCUCAGCCAGCAGGCAAAAUGGAUCAGCCAUUAUAUGAAGUGAUACAGGAAGCAAUGCAAAAGCAUGCCCAAGGCAUAGAUUUCCGAGAGAGGAAUGCUGGCCCACAAAUAGAUCGAAACAUGAGAGAUGAAGGCUUUAACGUAACUGCAGGAGUGGACAUGGAUACGGGCUUCAUCUUUGGAGGGAACCGUUUUAAUUGUGGUACCUGGAUGGAUAAAAUGGGAGAGAGCGAUAGAGCUCGCAACAAAGGAAUUCCAGCCACUCCAAGAGAUGGUUCCGCUGUGGAAAUUGUUGGCCUAUGCAAAUCAACCGUUCGCUGGUUACAGGAAUUGUCAGAGAAGAAGAUAUUUCCAUAUCCUGGAGUUACUGUGAAAAGUGACGGGAGAGAUGAGACUUUUACAUAUGAUCAAUGGAACAGAAAAAUCCAAGCCCAUUUCGAAAAGCUGUUUUUUGUCUCUGAAAACCCAAAUGAUCCCAAUGAGACACAUCCAACUCUGGUUCAUAAGAGGGGCAUAUACAAAGACAGCUAUGGAGCAUCAAGUCCUUGGUGUGAUUAUCAAUUGAGGCCAAAUUUCCCUAUAGCAAUGGUUGUGGCACCUGAAUUGUUCUCUCCUGAGCAUGCUUGGAAAGCACUUGAAAUGUUAGAGAAAAAAUUACUUGGUCCACUUGGCAUGAAAACUUUAGACCCAGAUGAUAUGGUUUAUUGUGGUGUUUACAAUAAUGCCUUAGACAAUGAUAAUUAUAAUGUGUCUAAAGGAUUCAAUUACCAUCAAGGACCUGAAUGGCUUUGGCCAAUUGGAUAUUUCCUUCGUGCCAAACUAUACUUCUCCAAGUUAAUUGGUACAGAGAUCUAUGCAAAGACUGUGUUUUUGAUUAAGAACGUUCUUUCUCGCCAUUAUGUUCAUCUUGAGAGGUCUCCUUGGAAAGGGCUUCCAGAAUUGACUAAUGAAAAUGGUCAAUAUUGUCCCUUCAGCUGUGAAACCCAAGCUUGGUCAAUUGCUGUGGUCCUUGAGGUCCUCUGUGAUUUAUAACAGUAGUUGUCUGUCUUAAAAAACUUGCUAGCUUUUGUCUGGAAUGCAAAUAACGAUGCUUGUCUUAUUGUUAAAAGUCCUACUGAUAGAAGUUGUUUAUGCCUAUUGUUCCUUGGCAAUUGUAGGACUACAUGAGUGUUCAUCAUUUGAGAAUCACAUCAUAAUUUUUAAAAUCUGUGUGCAUAUUUUAAAAUUAAUAUACUCAAUAUGUAAAUCAAGUAUAAAAGCAUAGAAAGUUAGACUUUGAUAUGUUACAAACGCCACAUAUCUUCCCUGAAGUGGAGUUCUAUUUCAGAAAUUUCUUAGAAUGACAGCCCCAAUUUAAGGUGCUUCCAUAUAGGUAGCCCUAGAUUUAUGACCACUUGCUUAGUUCCAGUGAACUUACUUGGGGGAUAGUUAUAGCCCAGAUUCAAAAUUCUGACAAUGGGUCCCACCACCGUCAUGUGACUGCAUUUUAGGUCCUUGGCAACUGGGCUGCAUUUGUGGCUGUUUGCUGUGUCCUUCAAUCGCGUGACCAUGUUGUCCUAUUGGUUCUUUAACAACCACGCAUUCCCUUAACAACGCACUGCAGACGUUGUAAAAAUCAGCUUUUUUUUACAUUACAAUCAUUAUGAGCUAUGACCAUGGUGAGCGGUCUCCAUUACAGUUGUAAUUCGAGUAUUAGCCGAAUUUGACAUUCAAGAGCCUUAAAAACAUAGUACAUCAGACCAGUGGUCACAUAUUCUGUUCCCCAGUAGCUAAUAUUAUAGAAAUAACAUCCCUCUGCUAACAGGACAGUUCCUUUCUAUUGAGCUUUACUUGGGAAGGGAACCAGAGAAGCCCAUUGUUUCCAUCGCUGAAAGUACUGGUUAGAAUGGUUAGUCACUAUUAAUAGCCUCAAUCCUGGAUGAAUUUGUCAAAUCCCUUCCAAAAGAAACUUGCCAAAACUAUACCUUGUGUUAGUAAAUUCCAUAGAUUAAUCCAAUGCUGCAUAAA
Messenger RNA from Crotalus tigris (Tiger rattlesnake), 6079 nucleotides. RefSeq names its product amylo-alpha-1, 6-glucosidase, 4-alpha-glucanotransferase (gene AGL). Gene Ontology annotation, biological process: glycogen catabolic process; glycogen biosynthetic process. Gene Ontology annotation, molecular function: amylo-alpha-1,6-glucosidase activity; 4-alpha-glucanotransferase activity. The transcript has 34 exons. Lineage: Eukaryota; Metazoa; Chordata; Lepidosauria; Squamata; Viperidae. The record is from RefSeq and is a predicted model, not a curated record. Bases 506 to 5104 code for a protein of 1532 amino acids.